This is a messenger RNA of Ilex paraguariensis (yerba mate), 540 nucleotides long. Lineage: Eukaryota; Viridiplantae; Streptophyta; Magnoliopsida; Aquifoliales; Aquifoliaceae. The record is from the annotation of a GenBank genome assembly.
AUGGAAGCCUCUUUGCUUUCUUUGUCUCCUUUGAGUCUGGAUUCUGCUGGAAGUACCAGCUCAAGGCUGGCACUUUCUUUAGAAUUCUACACUCUUGGUUGUUGUAAAUCUUUUGGUUCUACUUUUGUAUUGGGUGGAUGCAUUGUCAUGAUCAUCUUCACUAUACUAGCUACAAAUACAAUGGGCUGGAGGGAUCAUAGAAAAGGAAGUUAUUAUCGGAUGCUGAUGAAUUUACAUUCUAAAGCAAUAGAAGUUAUUAUCGCACCUCUCGUCAGACCUCAGGCACAAGUACAACGUCCGGUCAAUCCCGGUCUGAAAAGACGAGGUCCAGGUGGUGCGUGGGACCUGCAAGGGCCGGGAGGGCAAAAUUGUUCAGGUUUACCGCAAAAAAUGGUCAUUCACAUUGAGCGGGUCACCCCUGAUAAGGAAAAUGGGUCGAUGGUGAAUGUUACUAAGGUGGUUGUUACUAAGCUUAAGCUUGAUAUAGGACCGGAAGGCUUUUGCUUGACCGGAAGGCCAAGGGAAGGAAAAGGCUGCUGA